Messenger RNA from Quercus lobata, 1745 nucleotides. RefSeq names its product arginase 1, mitochondrial. Lineage: Eukaryota; Viridiplantae; Streptophyta; Magnoliopsida; Fagales; Fagaceae. The record is from RefSeq and is a predicted model, not a curated record. The transcript is spliced from 8 exons. Bases 319 to 1338 code for a protein of 339 amino acids. Gene Ontology annotation, molecular function: metal ion binding; agmatinase activity.
UCAUAUUAUGGGUUGCUUUAUAUUUAUAAUUCUACCUAAAUUCGAAGUCACUGCAAAAAGCUGCAUGCUUUUUUCUUCCUCUUAAAUCCAACUCCAGUACCCAAUUGCCACCCACCACUUUACAAGUCAUUUUCGUUUUGGACUCUCUCUCUCUCUCUGCAUAUUCAUCUUCAUCUUCAUCUCCUCCAAGCUUCAAGUAAGUUACACACGCAUCCGAUCGGUUUAUACGUCUACGACCUUACCAUUUGCUUAGAACUUAUAAGACGAGGAGGUGCCAGUUGAGCUAGAGAGCUCGUUGGCUUUAUAUCUUUUUAAGACAUGUCAAGCCUAGGGCGGAGAGGAAUUCAUUUCUUUCACAAACUAAAUGCUGCAAAUGUCCCAACUGAUUUGCUAGAAAAGGGCCAAAAUCGUGUUAUUGAUGCUUCCCUUACACUUAUCCGUGAGAGGGCAAAGCUUAAGGGAGAGCUUGUCCGUGCUUUAGGGGGUGCUGUUGCAACGGCAUCUCUUCUUGGAGUACCUUUAGGACAUAACUCAUCAUUUCUUCAGGGGCCUGCAUUUGCACCUCCACGCAUUAGAGAGGCUAUCUGGUGUGGUAGCACAAACUCAGCAACUGAAGAAGGGAAAGAAUUAAAAGACCCACGGGUGCUAACUGAUGUUGGCGAUGUCCCUGUCCAAGAAAUUAGAGAUUGUGCUGUGGAUGAUGACAGAUUGAUGAAUGUCAUAAGUGACUCUGUCAAGCUAGUUAUGGAAGAGGCUCCGUUACGCCCAUUAGUUUUAGGUGGUGAUCACUCAAUAUCAUAUCCUGUUGUAAGAGCUGUUUCUGAAAAGCUUGGGGGCCCUGUAGAUAUUCUUCAUCUUGAUGCCCAUCCAGAUAUCUAUCAUUCCUUUGAAGGAAAUAAGUAUUCUCAUGCUUCUUCUUUUGCCCGUAUUAUGGAGGGUGGUUAUGCUCGGCGGCUUUUGCAGGUUGGUAUUAGAUCAAUAACAACUGAAGGGCGUGAACAAGGCAAAAGAUUUGGAGUGGAGCAAUUUGAAAUGCGAACCUUUUCAAGAGAUCGUGAAUUUUUGGAAAACCUGAAACUUGGGGAGGGUGUAAAAGGCGUGUAUAUCUCAAUAGAUGUGGAUAGUCUUGAUCCGGCUUUUGCUCCUGGAGUGUCUCACAUUGAGCCAGGAGGUCUCUCUUUUCGUGAUGUUCUCAACAUCCUCCACAACCUCCAAGGUAAUGUUGUUGCUGCAGAUGUGGUUGAGUUCAACCCACAACGCGACACUGUUGAUGGUAUGACUGCAAUGGUAGCUGCGAAGCUGGUGAGAGAACUGACUGCAAAGAUAUCAAAAUUAUAGACCCUGUGGCUUCCCUUCAAGAUUUUCAAAUUGUUCGCUGACGUACCAGCAAUAAUCAAUGCUUCCAGCAUACCAAAUAUAAGUUCUUCCUUUGGUUUCGUAAAAGGAUAUGGACUUAGAAAUAUACUUCUUGUCAGUUACCGAGAAAACUUUUUUUCAGGAUUUAUGUAUUUGGGUUUAUAUAAAAACUAGUCAUGAUAAUGUUACAACUGUUACAGUCGGUACAUUGUUGUACUUAAAUCUCCUGCCAAACAGAUAAGUAAACAACUAUUAUCUAGUUCAAUGUUGUGUUUCUGUUUUAGAGUUGAAGGUUGAACUAGAACUAAUGCUUCCCAUGUUUUGAUCACAACAUUAACUAAAUUGCUUAUGGUGUUGUAACAAAAAAAAACUUAUGAAUUUUUCGCCAA